This is a messenger RNA of Saimiri boliviensis boliviensis (Bolivian squirrel monkey), 682 nucleotides long. The record is from RefSeq and is a predicted model, not a curated record. Lineage: Eukaryota; Metazoa; Chordata; Mammalia; Primates; Cebidae.
CUCGCCAUCGCUGUGCGGAGGCGUUCGCUGGUUGCAGUGAUGGCGACUGGAACGCCAGAUUCUCAAGCGCGGUUCGGUCAGUCGGUGAAGGGGCUUCUCACAGAGAAGGUGACCACCUGUGGUACUGACGUAAUCGCGCUCACCAAGCAGGUGCUGAAGGGCUCCCGGAGCUCUGAGCUGCUAGGCCAGGCAGCUCGAAACAUGGUACUACAGGAAGAUGCCAUCUUGCACUCAGAAGAUAGUUUAAGGAAGAUGGCAAUCAUAACAACACAUCUUCAAUACCAUGUUGAACAGUCAUCAGAUCUACAGGACCAGUUGAAUCAUCUGUUGAAAUAGAAUGACAUGGAAGAGUGCUAUAGCGCUCCUUUGCCUAAUGCCGAGGAGUAAAUACCUUCACAACUGUUGUGCUCUGGGUUUGGUUUUCUAUUUUCUUCUCCAAAGUUAAGUUAGAAAAGUUUUGUGUUGAUGUGCAGUUUCUCCUAAAACGAAGCCAGGUGGUUGAAUUUUGGAAGCACUUCUUGAAUUGGACUAACCUAUGCUCUUACUGAAUUUUUUCAGCUGCUUUGUUUAGUUUGAUAUUAAAGCAAAAUUAAAAGAGUUUUCCCAUAGAACUUUUAAUAUGUCAAAAGCUAUAUUGUCAGGCCAGGCAUGGUUGCUCACACCUCUAAUCCCAGCACUUUGG